AUCGACACAAACACAGUGAACACAAAGCUCCAACUGUCUGACAACAACAGGAAGGUGACACAUGUGGAGGAGGUUCAGUCAUAUCCUGAUCAUCCAGACAGAUUUGAUGUUCUUCCUCAGCUGCUGUGUAGAAAUGGUCUGACUGGUCGCUGUUACUGGGAGGUCGAGUGGAGAGGAGAUGUUUUUAUAUCAGUGAGUUACAGAAGCAUCAGAAGGAAAGGAGGCAGUCACUGUGUGUUUGGAUACAAUGAUCAGUCCUGGAGUCUGGAGUGCUAUAGUGGUGCUCCUCAGGUUGUCAGGCACAAUAACAGAGCAACACCUAUCUCCUCUUCCUCCUCCUCCUCCUCCUCUGUCUCUAACAGAGCAGCAGUGUAUGUGGACUGUCCUGCUGGCACUCUGUCCUUCUACAGAGUCUCCUCUGACACUCUGAUCCACCUCCACACCUUCAACACCACAUUCACUCAAACUCUUUAUCCUGGGUUUAUGGUCAGGUUUCCUGGUUCCUCAGUGUCCCUCUGUGACGUCCUGAGUGAAGACCUCACUGAUCACAUGACUCUGGUCACCUGA
Messenger RNA from Oreochromis aureus, 567 nucleotides. Its product is annotated as neoverrucotoxin subunit alpha-like. Gene Ontology annotation, molecular function: protein binding. The annotation marks the transcript as partial. The transcript has 2 exons. NCBI's taxonomy places the organism in Eukaryota, Metazoa, Chordata, Actinopteri, Cichliformes, Cichlidae. The record is from RefSeq and is a predicted model, not a curated record.